Messenger RNA from Cyprinus carpio (common carp), 1826 nucleotides. RefSeq names its product coiled-coil domain containing 117 (gene ccdc117). The record is from RefSeq and is a predicted model, not a curated record. Lineage: Eukaryota; Metazoa; Chordata; Actinopteri; Cypriniformes; Cyprinidae.
ACGAAGCCCCGCUCACUUGCACACUGUUCUAGAAAUGCGUUUAAAAAUGUAGGCUAUUACGACUUCUAAUGUCAGUUGUCUUUAGUCACCUUUCCACAUUUUAAGCAAAAUUGGCUUUCCGCUAUUGGGAGCGUGUGAGAGAUUCUUCUAAUUCUAUUCACACUGCGUGACUGCAGUUGCUAUUUAAUUCUAAUGUUUUCAGCUCUUCUUCAGCUGAAGGACCAUGCAGAGCAACAGGCCAGGAAGCAGCGAGCUGGAGUUCAUCACAUUCUCCCCCCUCGCUCACUUUAGUAACCUUGAUUUGGGCACAGUUAGCAAGCCAACCAGAGACUUGCAUCAUCUGACAGGGGGAUCUAUGCCAAAUACCUGGGAUAGAAGAUGCAUGAGGAAGCAGAGGAGAAGGACAGAUGAUGAAAGCUGCAGUCCUAAACGGCGAAAGCUGAUGGGAGAAGAAGGAGCAGAUGAGUAUCCAAGUCCUAAAGUGAGCCAAAGAUGGUCUGUGGACUCUACCACCACUUCCCCUCCUGAGACCAACCCGGUUCAGCUUCAGACUGAACCCAGAACAGAGGAGAUGGGUCUGCCCUUCACAUCCACUCCCUCUCCACUACCCAGAGUUCCCACAGAAGGCUCAGGCAUGGAGGUAGAGGCCACUCAGAGGAGACUGCAAGAGAUAGAAGACAGGAUAACUUUGAAGGAUGACAGCGAUGAAGAAGAGCUUGAUGUGGAACCGGCUCAGCGCAGACCAGUGCUGGUGAUGUCCGACAGCUUAAGGGAGGGGCUACAACGUGGGAUUGGUGACAUUCUACCCCAUACGGUAGCACAGUCAGUGAGCUGCUCUUGUAUGGAAUUGGUGUUGUGGCGCCCCCCUGAGGACCCUCUCACCCAGAGGCUGAAGGACUCUUUACAGAGACAGCAGCGCAAGCAGUUGGCAGUGAGCAGACAGACUCCCACCCCUGUACCGCCUAUCAGCAGCCCCCCGCCCCAGCCCCAGUUCACAGCACCCAGUGAGCAGACUUUUAGCCCCCUGUUCAGCAGCCCAGCACUCCUCAACUCUGGAGAGGAAGACAUGGAGCUAUAGAGGGAAAUCUCUGAGUACUUCAUCUGAAACCUUUGCAUCCCAUGUGUGAAAAAAACCUUGAACUUUAUCAGUGCAAAUAAAGGAAUUACCAUAAGGAGCGGAGCAUAACGAGCACUUCACAAAUGCUCUCAUGAGAAUUUUCCUGUGCCAUGUAUUCUUUGUUUCAACCUGCACUUUUUUGUAGGUGGGACCAUAUUUGCACUAGACUAAAUGGGAAGUAUACUAUGUGAACGUGGUCAGUUGUUUUCCCCUCUGUGGUACGUUGGUUGUAUGUGCAGUUGCAACUUCAUAUUCACUCUGUUUGCUGUUGAUAGCCGUGAAUAUUCAAACACAUUACUGGUUAACAAUGCAAGAAUAUUUCAGUUUUGUCUUUAUGCAGUUAGUAUUACUGCAGAGUACUAGUAUACUGUGUACAGAUUCAGACUGCUUGAUUUGUUACAAUCUGCCACAUUAUUUUCAUGUAAUAUUUGCUUUUUUGCGGAGAUCCAACUGCUCAAAAACUUGGACUUUUUUUUUUGGUUUGUUUUUGUUCUUUAUGGUGUCCAAAUUGUUUUUUUUUAUAUAACUUUGUAGUUAUGGAAAGCUAUGAUUGAGGAAUGUCAUGAAAGGAAUGGCUGCUUCAUGUCGGAAGGGUUGCCAUGUGUUUUUGAACUGGACAGACAGAGACAACAGCACUCAUCUUUAUAGUUGGUUUAACUAUAUACACAACAGAAAAAAUAUUAUUGGAGGAGAUGCAUGGGCACACAAA